Messenger RNA from Juglans regia (Persian walnut), 1255 nucleotides. RefSeq lists its product as uncharacterized. Lineage: Eukaryota; Viridiplantae; Streptophyta; Magnoliopsida; Fagales; Juglandaceae. The transcript has 7 exons. Bases 131 to 952 code for a protein of 273 amino acids. The record is from RefSeq and is a predicted model, not a curated record.
AUCAUCUGAGCCUUUUCUUGUGUUCUUCUCUCAUUUUAUGCUUUGUCUUUGCAUUGCACCCAGGAAUUACUUCUUGAUCUUUUAGACAUUAGGGUUUCGUGUUGGGUUCAAAUGACAUUUUGGUAAAUCGAUGCUAAUCUUUAUUUUGGGUGAGAUAGGAUUGUGUGUGGAUAUGGCAAGGCGAAGGGCCAAGAAAACUGUCAACAAAUCUGCGUCUUCACCUUUGAAUGGUGGAAAUGGUGCUGUUGCGACAGAGGCACAAAUCGAAAAGGAUGAAGUUGCGUUUACAGACCAGGAAAUCGAACGACAAAGUUCUGCCAUUAGGGCUAUUCGUGAUGUGGAGAUUGAACAUCUGCUGACUGAACUGCGUUUGCUUCGCUCAUAUUUCAGCAAGGAGCAACUGCAAAGCCCUGCACUACAAUUUUUUAAAGAAAACCUCCCAAACCUUUCAGUUGUUGGAAAUGAAGGAAACAGACAAUUUGAAGUGCAAUGGAAUUAUGAGAACAGUAAUUUAUAUAUGAACCCCAAUGAUGGAAUAGACUUACAUGCUUCUAUUUUGCGUCGAUUGUCCAUGGUUUAUCCGGACUGCUCUGGUGCUACUGCUUCUUUGCGUGGCGUUGAGUUUUCUAGCAAAGCGGUGAAAACAAGCCUUCUAGGUGUUGGUAAUUUACAGAUAGGCGACUUUGAACCAUCUGAGACUCAGAUGCUUGGGAUGCAAGAUGGUCUUCGAACUCCUGGGGGAGGGAGUGAGACAAUUUUCUGGAUACGGACCUCCCUGAUACUGACAAAUGACUGGUGGGAGGUGAGUAGCCAAAGAUUGUCUGUUGGGAUGACACCCAAAACACGGAGGCUGCCUAAACCUGGCGAGAUGCUUCUCUCAGUCCAUGGGUCACCCCUUGGUGUCUACAAGGAAGAUAACAUGGAAGCCAUACAUGAGUCCGAAGAGGGUUGACUGGUUUCAGUUCAAUUGGUCAAUUAUGGUUCAAGAAUUUGCAAAUACAUUGCAAACUCAUUGACCGUUUGAAUGUGCCUAUCCGACUAUUGUAAUAACCGAAGCUGCUGUUGUUGCAAUUCACUGUUACCUUCAUUAGCUUUAAGUAUACUCUUGUGUAUUUCUUGUUUGUCUGGGUUCCAUGUAAUUUCUUGUUUAUACUUGUAUGCAAAGGGCUUAUAUAAAAAAAAUGAUUAGUUCCAGUUAUGUUGACUGCCGUUACUUAGAACUGCCAGAGAGGGUCAGACAAUUGUUGCUCUGAAA